Molecule: messenger RNA, 2401 nt
Organism: Emys orbicularis (European pond turtle)
Lineage: Eukaryota; Metazoa; Chordata; Testudines; Emydidae
Gene: CNOT8
Product: CCR4-NOT transcription complex subunit 8
Exons: 8
Coding region: 280-1158 (292 amino acids)
Cellular component (GO): P-body; CCR4-NOT complex; CCR4-NOT core complex
Molecular function (GO): nucleic acid binding; poly(A)-specific ribonuclease activity
Source: RefSeq, a predicted model, not a curated record
GAGGCUAGAGCGGCCGGCGGGAAGUGGCGGCUCAGGGCCCAGCUUCCCCUCCCCAGCCCGCGCUCUCUGUCUGUGCGCCUGUGAGGAGACGGCCCGGGCGGAGAGAGCAGGAGCAUCUCGAGGCAGUAAACAUAGGGCUUCUGGCUGGUGGCAGAUUGCACCGGAAGCAGUAGAUGCAAACUUCCCCUUUGGCUCUGGACCCCAUUCCUGAGCUGCCCACAAAUCCUUGGAGGCUUGGCUGAGGCGGCCAACAGGUGUUUCUACUCCAAUUCCUGCAAGAUGCCAGCAGCAAUUGUGGAGAACAGUCAGGUUAUCUGUGAAGUAUGGGCAAACAAUCUGGAAGAAGAAAUGAGGAAAAUUCGAGAAAUAGUUCUCAGCUACAGCUACAUCGCAAUGGAUACAGAGUUUCCUGGAGUCGUAGUAAGGCCAAUUGGUGAAUUCCGUAGCUCCAUAGAUUAUCAGUAUCAACUUCUUCGGUGUAAUGUUGAUCUUCUGAAAAUCAUCCAGCUGGGCCUAACUUUCACAAAUGAGAAGGGGGAAUAUCCUUCUGGGAUCAACACCUGGCAGUUUAACUUCAAAUUCAACCUUACGGAGGACAUGUACUCCCAGGAUUCCAUAGACCUGCUUGCAAACUCUGGGCUGCAGUUCCAGAAGCAUGAGGAUGACGGGAUCGAUACCUUGCACUUUGCAGAGUUGCUCAUGACCUCAGGGGUGGUCCUCUGCGACAAUGUGAAAUGGCUCUCAUUUCACAGUGGCUAUGACUUUGGCUACAUGGUGAAACUGCUGACGGACUCCAGGCUUCCAGAGGAGGAACACGAGUUCUUCCAUAUCUUGAACCUCUUCUUCCCAUCCAUCUAUGAUGUCAAAUACCUAAUGAAGAGCUGCAAAAACCUUAAGGGAGGCCUUCAAGAAGUUGCAGAUCAGCUGGAUUUGCAACGAAUUGGACGACAGCAUCAGGCAGGAUCAGACUCUCUGCUCACAGGAAUGGCAUUCUUCCGAAUGAAAGAGUUGUUCUUUGAGGACACGAUUGAUGAUGCAAAGUACUGUGGGCGGUUAUAUGGCCUUGGCACAGGAGUGGCACAGAAACAGAAUGAGGAUGUGGACACAGCCCAAGAGAAGAUGAGCAUCUUGGCUAUUAUCAACAACUUGCAGCAGUGAUAACUGGGUACCACUCGGCAAGAUAUGGUCCCAGAGUGGCAGCUGCAGUCCUAAACUGUUUCCAGCAGUCUCUCUCAUACAAAUGACGUCCAACAGUAUGCAUUUGGCAUGAGGACUAGAGAUUUGCUGAAGACAAAAGAUGCUCCUCGUUUCGGUUCAAACUUAGAAGGGGUUUAUAACAAUGGCAGCAUUGGUGACUUGCCAUCUUUUUAGUACCAAGGACAAGAGACACACAAUUAAUGUAUAUACCUCUGUUUUCUUCCUUUUAAAAUAUACUGAAUCUGCAAGGAAGACUUUACUCCAGAACGUUCAGCAGAACUGAGGUUCUGAAAUGCCAGUGAAAUCAGAGAGACAAACGCAUUUGCAGAUUGUGCUUUAAGAAGCUUAUUUUAAAUUUUUUUGUUGGCUGUAAGGAUGACAUCUGCUCCUCAUCCUUUGCUUGUUUUUAUCUUUGCGUAUUCUGUAGAAACGACCCACUCGUUCAUGGCAGAGUUUUGGGACAGGAUAAUGUAAGAGACUUUCUCUGGAGCUAAAACAUUCAAAUAGAUCUGUCUUGGUAACUGUCAGACAUGGUGUACUUGGAGCUGAGGGGACCACCUUCGUAGCUUCUAAUUCAGUACAAUUUCCCACUUUCUUUAGGACUGUUGUGCCAGAGAGGUGUGUCACACCUGUAAGACUCAUCUAUCUUCUCAUAGGUAUUAAUACAAUAAACUGUUCUGCAAUCGUUUAAAUGGCCUAGAAGUUUGCCUUUUCUAGAAGAGAUUUGUAACAGUUUGGACCAAAAUUGAUGUUGACUUCAGCUACUUGGUAUUACCUGAUAAUGUGGAAGAUUUUACCCUUUUCAUUACAGCAUGAGCAAGUUUAGUAGGUGCAUAAAUGUGUAAAAAGUGGCUCUAGUUUUAUAUUUUAGUGAUUUAACAGCCUGUCAAAGCAAUUGGAUUUCCCUUUUAUAGAGAUAAUAUCCCAAGGGUGGGAAGCUCACAAUUCUGUCUUUUUAAAAAAUUAGAUAUUCUAAAAGUACACGCCUAUAUUUUUGAACAGCUUGGAAAUAUGUUUAAAAGAAAACCCAAAACUUUUGUCCAGAGCAAAUUAAAACUAUUUCUGAGUCUUGCAUUUUAACAAGCUUAUAAAAAUUCUUGAUUUUUUUGCAAUGAUUAAAAUGUUAUAAGCUGGUAUUUAAAAUGCGUGUAAAUACUAUUGAUGUUUUUAAUUUUGUAAAAUAAAGAUUUUUUUUUUAAACCAG